UGGUGUUAUAUCUUGGAGCCGCUUCAGUUCAGUGGCAUUGCAACUGUUGGCCGAAUCGGACGUACCGCUGCACUUGGUAGAAUUCUUGCUGCCUGUGGCUUUCGCGUGUGUUACCUGUACCUGUAUUUCGGUUUUACAGUUACUAACGAGUUAUGUGCGCUUGAAUGCCAAAUUUAAUUGUCGCUCUUUGCAUGCUCGCCAGCAGCGUUUUUGAAAACGUUUUCGUGAAGCGCUUAGGAAACUACUUUCGUUUUCCCCCCAACUUUCCAUUUUCUUGCUCGUCGGCUUGCCAUUGAAAAAAGUGUCAAAACCCAAGUAGUGCUAAUCACCCAAAUCAGAGAUAAAACAUUCGAAAAAAAAAAAAAACAAAACGGAGUAUAUACAAUUGCGAAACGCGUGUGAAUUGAUCGAGUUUUGGAUUAUGGCUCUCAUGGACACCGCCUGGCGUUGUCGCCUCAUGAUCUUCGGCGUCGUCUCGCUGCUGCUUGUGGGCGAUCUUUUUGUAUACGGCGGCGGCAUGAAGUCCAACCACCCCAAUCCCCACUCGGUGAGAUCGGCGGGCGGCGCGGGGCAGGGGGGCGCCCCAACGGGUCCGGCGGCAGCAGCGGCCAGCAAGUUCCAGACCAAAAAUGCCGAAAUCGACAUAACCGAAGAGCACGAAUUCAAUGAGAUCUCAGCAGCGGCUCAAUCCCUCAAGCCGGAAAUGGCAGUGGUUACUGGAGCUAGCCUGAAGACCAAGUCCCAACUCACGGACACCAUCAAGGAGUCGUGUCUUCCCAAGAUGCUCUGCGAACUGGCCUCCAAGCCGGAGUACCAGCUCAGCGAAAGGGAGCGGGAACUACUGAGACUGAUCAGAUCGCCAACAAUGCCCUGGAUGAUGAACAUGCCGCCCAGCAAAUGGUAUUUCGCGGCCCACAUGGGCGAGCUAAUGCGCCACACCGGAGACAAUCUCAGCGGACCGAUGGGAUGCGCCAAUCUCUGGCCAAACUGCCCGAUCAGCUCCAAGAAGCUGAUGAAGAUCAGCUACAAAGUGAGGACCUAGCCACUGGAUCCGCGCCCCAAGUAUUAGGAUGUAGGAUUUAGGCCGCCUCAACUUGUGUACCAUAUGUCUUCACCGUUCGAUUAGCUAGCCUACCUUGUAAAUUACCUUAAAUUUAGAUUAGAUUAGAUUAGACUAGACCUUAGUCCCGACUUGACUGAAGUGACUGUAGAACUGUAACCUCUUGUAUCCGUAUCUUCUGGCUACAAGUCCUAGGUAGCUUGUACAUACUAAUAGUACGUGUGACUAGUCACGAUCUGAUUUAGCGUUACGCCUUAGUCAUAAGUUGGAUGCUCCUGUAAUUGUUAAUAAAUUACACUCUUGUGUGCGAACUCCCUAA
Molecule: messenger RNA, 1379 nt
Organism: Drosophila erecta
Lineage: Eukaryota; Metazoa; Arthropoda; Insecta; Diptera; Drosophilidae
Gene: geko
Exons: 3
Coding region: 422-1042 (206 amino acids)
Source: RefSeq, a predicted model, not a curated record